GGGCGUGUCUCUCCAGGGGCGUGUCCCUUGAUUUGAAUAUACAGCCGUCCCAGCCGGCUGGUGUCAGGUUGCUCGGCGGUCUGUUCUCUGGUAGCGCAGCGGGUUGUCGGUUCUAUUCCUCAGCAGCUCUCUCAGGCCCACCGGGGUGCGCGCGCGUGUCGGACAUUCCCGUUCUACCCACAGCGAAGGGAACGAGCCGCGUGCCCGCUCCGCUCCUCCCGACACAACAACAACAUGGACCUGCACAUCCUGGACCACCGGCUGCGGGUCAUCAGCAUCUCCAAGAGCGGCCUGGUGCACUACACUCACCCGCUGGUCAAGCUGAUCUUCCUGCGGGACCGGACACGAUGCAAGUUCUUCAGUCUGACGGAGACCCCUGAGAACUACACAGUCGUCCUGGAUGAGGAAGGAUUCAAAGAGCUCCAGCCCUCUGAGCACUUACAGGUGGAGAACUCCAUCUGGCUGCCGCUCAACGUGGUCUCCAACGGCAACGCCUCCAGCAGCUCGCAGGCCGUCGGCGUCACCAAGAUCGCCAAGUCGGUCAUCGCGCCGCUGGCCCAGCAGAACGUCUCCGUCUUCAUGCUGUCCACCUAUCAGACAGACUUCAUCCUGGUGAGGGAGAAGGACCUGUCCGUGGUCACCGCUACGCUGGAGAAGGAGUUCAACAUCUUCAGGGAGGAGGGUGGCGAGUCGGUGCCGGUGCGUUGCCAGGACGACGUCAAGGACGUCAAGGACGUCAAGAAGAACGGAAAAGAAGCGCCGCUCUCUCCUCCAGCCCUCCGGCCCAUGGUCCACCCGGUUCUGAUCCCACAGAACCAGUUCUGCGUGAUGUCUCUGGACCCGGACACGCUGCCGGCCAUCGCCACCACGCUCAUCGAUGUCCUCUUCUACUCCAACGGCAGCCCGAAGGCUGACGGCGAGUCGUCUCCUAUCCGGGACCUGGACUGCAUAAAGUUCUUCUCCUUCUCCCUCAUUGACGGCUACAUCUCGCUGGUGAUGGACACCGAGGCUCAGAGACGGUUUCCUGCUGAUCUGCUCUUCACAAGCUCCUCCGGGGAGCUGUGGAGGAUGGUGCGCAUCGGGGGUCAACCCCUGGGCUUUGAUGAAUGUGGCAUCGUUGCUCAGAUCUCUCAGCCGCUGGCCGACAGCGACAUCUCCGCCUACUACAUCAGCACCUUCAGCUUCGACCACGCCCUGGUCCCUGAGGAGGACAUCUCCAGAGUGACGGCCAUGCUGCAGCACCAGAAGACGGAGCCGGACGCCAGCUGAGUCCUGGAUCCAGCCUGAGCUUCAACAUCCCUAACCCCCACCCCCACCUAGACUAGCGCCUCCAGCAGUAUUAACACUACCAACUCUCCAUGAACACCAGAAGCUUCUCUACGGCGAGACGCCUCCUGUCUCUACCGUCACUGAGGCCCAAUGCACUGAGUCCCAGGACACACACACACACACACACACACACAGACUCACAAGCACAGUCAGGUGAUCCCCUCUUCCUAACAGGUGAAAUGUAAUUGUUAUUAGAACUCAUUUCAUCUCUAAAGCACAGCUUCGUCUUCCAGCAGCGUUUCUAUGGCAACGUGCCGACUCGCCUACCCCUUCCUCUCUUUCUCUCUCUCUCCCCUGAAGACAUUGUGAGAAUGUUGAUCUUAAUCACUUUAAUGCAGAAUAAAACUUUAGAAUCUAUAUUUUUGACAGCUCAUUGGUUAUUAAGGAAUGUUCCGGGGGUCUUGGCCUCGCGCUCCGCCUGUCUCAUCCAGUAUUAACCCCCCCCCCACCCCCCCUGAACAUAGGUUUUACUUUGUUAUUUGCACAGCUCACUUCUUUAACGCCCUCAGAUGAUUUCUUUGGUACAAAUUGAAGUUACAAAUAUUCUUUAAUGUGUGUAUUUUUUUGGGUGCUUUGUUGAAUAAAAUAUUGAACAUUUAAAACUGA
This is a messenger RNA of Pseudoliparis swirei, 1935 nucleotides long. RefSeq names its product cytosolic arginine sensor for mTORC1 subunit 1 (gene castor1). The transcript has 9 exons. Gene Ontology annotation, cellular component: cytosol. Gene Ontology annotation, molecular function: arginine binding. The record is from RefSeq and is a predicted model, not a curated record. Gene Ontology annotation, biological process: cellular response to L-arginine; negative regulation of TORC1 signaling. Lineage: Eukaryota; Metazoa; Chordata; Actinopteri; Perciformes; Liparidae. Bases 235 to 1269 code for a protein of 344 amino acids.